Messenger RNA from Salarias fasciatus (jewelled blenny), 928 nucleotides. It is a transcript of the gene chp2, whose product is annotated as calcineurin-like EF-hand protein 2. Bases 102 to 710 code for a protein of 202 amino acids. Gene Ontology annotation, molecular function: calcium ion binding. The record is from RefSeq and is a predicted model, not a curated record. The transcript is spliced from 7 exons. Lineage: Eukaryota; Metazoa; Chordata; Actinopteri; Blenniiformes; Blenniidae.
CAGCAGAAGACACCAGGAGACAGUUGGAGACACCAGGAGACAGUUGGAGACACCAGGAGACAGUAGAAGACACCAGGAGACAGUUGGAGACACCAGGAGACAUGGGGAUUGGCUCCAGCAGCGUAGACACCAUCCCGGAGGGAGAACAGCUGAUCAAGGAGACCGGCUUCUCUGCUGCUCACCUGCUGCGUCUACAUGAAAGGUUCCAGUUCCUUGACAGGGACAACAGAGGAGAACUCAGGUCGGACGAUCUGGAAGCCGUUUCAGAGCUGGCCUUGAACCCGAUUGGAGAUCGGAUCAUCGCAGCAUUCUUCAGCCCAGGGAAACAGUCGGUGGACUUCCCGUCCUUCGUCCGGGUCCUGGCUCAUUUCCGCCCCAGUGACGUGAAGAGAAGCAGAGACGCAGCUCAGCAGGAGGCCAACAGCCCCAUCAGGAAGCUCCGAUUUGCUUUCCAGAUGUACGAUCAGGACGGAGACGGGAAGAUUUCCAGAGACGAACUCCUGCAGGUGCUGGGGGCCAUGAUGGGGCUGCAGGUGACGGAGGAGCAGCUGCAGAGCAUCGCCGACCGAGCCAUCCAGGAGGCCGACCUGGACAGGGAUGACGCCAUCUCCUUCGACGAGUUCAGAAAGGCUGCACCGUGCUUCUUCUGUUUGCAGUCGCUGGAGAAAGUCAACAUCGAUCAUAAGAUGAGCAUUCGCUUCCUGAAGUGAAGCUGGACUCCUCAGCUGGCCGGGUUGAUCUCUUCACACAGCCAGCAGCUCCUCUGAAGCUCCUUUGAAGUUCCUCUAAAGUUCCUCUGAAGCUCCUCUGAAGCUCGUGUUCCAGACAGCAGCCUGUUCUUCACUGAGGAGUUUUAUUUCUUUUCCCUGAUUUUUUUUUUUUUAUUCUAAAGAGCAUUCAGACGAGAUCAGGAGAUGUUAUCCCAUCU